GUCCCGCUACCUAUAUAUAUCUCCAUCUCGAGUGCCUGGAUCACAUCAGCAAAUUAAUCAACGGGCUCAAGCGUUAACACACACACACACCGAUCACCGAACACGUCUGAAUUCGCCACGGGCGACGCGCCGCCGCCGGAUUCACGAGGAUGCUAGUCCGCUGCCUCCUCGUCGUCGCCCUCGCCGCCGUCGUGGCCGCCGCCGCUGGGCGCCUCGCCUUGGCCAAGGAGAAUAACGGCGGCCGUGGGAGAUGGCAAGUGUACUCGCCGGCGCCGUCGCCGCAGAAGCACCCGUGCCUGGAGAACCCGCCGAACAUGACGGAGAACACGGGCGGGGAGGCCGGCGACGUCGUCCACGGCUACGGCGGCCUGGAGUGCUACGCCACCGGCUCCCGCCGCUCCGGCGGCCGCGCCGUCAUCCUCGUCUCCGACUACUACGGUUUCCGAGCACCAAAACUGAGGAAAAUAGCGGACAAAGUUGCAUACCAGCUUGGAUGCUACGUUGUGGUUCCUGAUUUGUUGUUCGGGGACCCUUACACCGAUGAUCCAGCGAGGCCAUUUGAGGAGUGGAUCAAGACACACUCUCCGGUUGAAGCAGCUGAAAAGACUAAACCGCUUAUUGCGGCUCUGAAGAAGGAUGGGACGUCUACUGUUGGAGUUGGAGGUUACUGCUGGGGUGGAAAGGUGGCCGUGGAGCUAUCAAAGACUGAAGAAACCAAAGCGGUUGUCAUUUCGCAUCCCGCGCUAGUGGUUGUAGAUGACAUGAAAGAGGUCAAAUGUCCCAUUGAAAUCCUUGGGGGUGAGCUUGAUACCAUCUCUCCACCACAGCUAAUACACCAGUUGGAGGAUGCCUUAGAUCAGAACAAAAGGGUUCAUCACUUGGUGAAGAUCUUCCCGGAUGCGCCCCAUGGCUUCGCCUGCAGAUACAACGCUACCGACCCGUUCGCCGUCAAAACUGCAGAAGAAGCUCGUGCUGACAUGGUCAAAUGGUUUGACAAGUAUCUGGAGAUCAUGAAGCGGUGAAAGAUUCAGUUGCACGGUUCCUUGGACUUGGAUAUCCAAUACUACUAAAUAAGAAGAAAAUGAACCACUAGGCGCCUCAUGUAUCCAGUAAAUUACAAACCAAUUAUUUGGCUUACAGUUUCAUCAAAAUUUUCCUGCCUGAAGCAUAUGAUGAAAAGCAAUAAAGCAAAGAAAAGCUAUAUAGGUUGGGAAAAAAAAGAGGACUCGAACCGGGUCUCUUCGGUGAGAACGGAGUAUAUCCUAAAUAGCUAGAGCACUUACUUUAUUCACUGAAAUUUGCGUUCAUCGAUUCGUUAAAAAAAAAAAGCUAGAUCACGGAUGCUGGUAUAAGUCACAUUUGUACCUAUAAAUUCACCUUAGAGCGUCAGUUUGCCAACUUACAAAGUGACACUGUUGUAUCAAAAUGA
Molecule: messenger RNA, 1429 nt
Organism: Oryza sativa Japonica Group (Japanese rice)
Lineage: Eukaryota; Viridiplantae; Streptophyta; Magnoliopsida; Poales; Poaceae
Product: endo-1,3;1,4-beta-D-glucanase
Molecular function (GO): hydrolase activity
Source: RefSeq, a predicted model, not a curated record